AUGAUUUUCAAAUCUCGUUUUCCUGAUAUUGAAAUUCCAAAAAUCGGGGUUUAUCAAUAUGCUACAAGUAAUCCUAGUGGAAUUGAUGAUGACAAACACAUCUUUAUUGAUGCUAUGACGAAUAAAAAAUUAUCGUUUGGUGAAUUUAAAAGAGAUACAAAGAGAUUAGCGGCUGGUUUGGUUAAUAAAGUUGGAUUUAAACGUGGAGAUGUUUUGGCCAUAUUCUCUACUAAUCACCUUGAUUAUCCGACCGUGGUAUAUGGAGGGAAAGUGUCCCCAAUAAAUCCAUUAUAUACGGUUGAUGAAUGCACCUAUCAAUUAAAAGAUUCUGGUGCAUCCGUCAUUAUAGUUAAUCCUUCAUUUCUUUCAAAUUUGAUUGAAGCCGCAUCCGCAGCAAAUAUUCCAAAAUCCAAAAUAUUUUUGUUUGGUGAAGAAGAAAUUGAUGGAAUUCGACCUUUAUCAUCUUUAUUUUCGGAAAAAGAAAUUAAUCCAAUAGAAUACACCUCAGAAGAAGCAAAGUCAACGACUGCCUUUUUAUGUUACAGUUCCGGUACUACAGGAAAGAAUAAAGGAGUUGAAACUACUCAUUAUAAUAUGGUAUCAAAUUUAGCUCAAUUAUCUGCUUUCGAAAAGGGAUUCACUCAUGAAACGUCUUUCAUUGGAUUUCUCCCUUUCUUCCAUAUAUACGGAAAAGUCUUCCUUUUACACCUUAUUAUUCUUAAGGGAGCUUCGUGUGUUAUUCUUCCCAAGUUCGAAUUAGAAAUAUUUUGUCGUGCGAUUCAAGAUUAUAAAGUAAAUUUGGCACCAGUUGUACCUCCUGUCAUUUUGCUUUUAGUUAAAAGCCCCAUUGCAAGAAAAUAUGAUCUAUCAAGUUUACGAUUACUUAUAUCCGCUGCCGCUCCUUUAAGCAAAGAAUUAACUAAUGAUUUUUUUAAAAUUCACAAAAUUCCAAUCAAACAAGCUUACGGUUUAACAGAGACAUCUCCAAUUACACAUUUGGUGGAGACUGAUAACAUUAUCCAAGGCUCGAUUGGAAUUCUUCUUCCAAAUAUUGAAUGUAAAAUAAUUUCGGAGAAUGGUCAAGAACUCGGAUGUAAUGAACUUGGCGAAUUAUACGUCCGUGGACCAAAUGUUAUGAAGGGUUAUCUUAAUAAUAAGAAAGCUACGGACAUGUGUAUUGAUAGCGAUGGUUGGUUUCGUACAGGGGAUGAAGUAUACGCUGACUCUCAAGAAAAUUUUUUCAUUGUCGAUCGCGUUAAAGAAUUAAUUAAGUACAAGGGAUUCCAAGUAGCUCCAGCCGAACUUGAAUCAAUUUUGCUUACUCAUCCAUCUAUUGAUGAUGCUGCGGUAAUCGGAGUAUAUUCUGAUGAAAAUGCGACAGAAUAUCCGACAGCAUUCGUAGUAUUACAAAAAGAUAUAAAUCAAUCUGAUGAGAUGAAGGAAGAAAUUAAAGAAUUUGUCUCUCAAAGAGUUUCUAAUCAUAAAAAAUUACGUGGUGGCGUUUAUUUUACUGAUCAAAUUCCUAAAAGUCCCUCUGGUAAAAUUCUGAGAAGGUUUUUAAGAGAAAGUGUAAAGAAUAUUUCAAAAUUUUAA
This is a messenger RNA of Funneliformis caledonium, 1593 nucleotides long. NCBI's taxonomy places the organism in Eukaryota, Fungi, Glomeromycota, Glomeromycetes, Glomerales, Glomeraceae. The record is from the annotation of a GenBank genome assembly.